UAUAUAUCUAUAUUUGCUUCUGAAUCAAUUAAUGUGCAGAGCAGGAUGUACUUCGUGUGAAUAUCUUUUAUUAGUUGACCUAAAUCUUACCUUGCCUGGCUUAAGUUAGACUCAUCGGACAUUAAUAACUUCCUUGGAAUUGGCUUACCCAGCUAGACAGACAGACUACGAUGCUAGUCACGACUAGGUAGAUAAAUCACCAAAAAUCAUCUUUUUUCUCUGGAACGAUCAAUUUUAGUUGCAAUUUACAAUUUGAGUUAUGAAUCUACCAAAUCUAGCUCUCGCACAAUGCUCAUUACUUUAAUUCUCCCCAGAUUUUAAGGUAUUCGGUAUUUCCUUCUAUUCUUAUCAAAUCGAACGAACUUGCCUGCCUCCUCCCUCCCUCUUCCAUACAAAACCAGAUACACAUCCACCAUACAUCCUUUCCUCUUAACCUCACACGACACCACGACUUUCAGCAGAACAUCUACCUACCACUCUCCAAACAUCCCAAGAGCACCUUAACCGAUCCAUUCACAGCAUGUUCAUGAAGAAAUUUACUCGUGGUCAAUAGCGGCCAAGCUCCAAAGGAUAAUUUUCACUUGUCAAGAGGAUUCCCUUUUUCCAAGUACCAACAUACGUCAGAGAUCCCUACCUGAAGGAUAUACUUAGCUCCCUCAAAAAGCAAAUAUUGUCAAACGACGAUCCGUACUCACACCACUUUAUAACACUACGACCCUCAAUAACAUGGCUGAUGAAUUAGUCGCAAAAAUCUCCCGACGUUCGACAAGAAUUUUCGCGACAGAACAAGAAGUUAUGCAGUCAGGAAACGCAAGUGCCGUAGGCAUCACAAUGGUCCCUCACGAGGCCAGGUACAGCAGCAGUCAAGAUGAGAAAGACAGGGAAAAGGAAAAGGACAAGAAGCAUAGAGAGGCUCGAAGCACAUCCCACCAAACCCCUCUCAAAAGUGCCGAUGUUGGAAAGGAUCUUGGUACAUUGUUCCCUGCCAAAAUCGAAACAAUUGCAACACAAGCAACCAAAUCCGUUGACACUACCAAAGCUUUGGCCAAGGAGAAGCAAAAGGAUAAAGAGAAGGAGAAGGAGAAGCAUGAUCUUAACUUUGGUGUCAUUGCUCCAAAUGCAAUUUAUCGUAGCAGCUUCCCCCAACAAGAGGACUUUGAGUAUCUAGGAACUCUCGGGUUGAAAUCUAUCGUCACGCUCGUAAAGAAAGACUUCCCUCCCGAAUUUCUCGCAUUCAUGGAGGCUCAUGGCAUACGUCAUUAUGUAAUCGAAAUGCAAGGAACCAAAAAGGUCGACAUUCCCGAGCAUAUCAUGAACCAAAUCAUGAGAAUCUCUCUUGACAAGGAAAAUCAUCCUUUGUUGAUCCAUUGCAACCAUGGCAAGCAUCGCACCGGUUGUGCUGCUGCCAUUAUUCGUCACGUCUCUGGCUGGAGUGUUGAGUCUAUCGUUGAAGAAUACAAGGCUUUCGCCGCACCAAAGGCUCGUGAUGUCGAUAUCAAAUACAUCACUGAGUAUCACGUUUCAAGACUCAGUGGUCUCGAUCGUAAUCAGUCAGUUCAACCAACUGCCCCCAAAUCCUUCAAGAAAGCUCGUCCUUUCGCUCUUGCGGUCUUGCUUAUCUGGAUCUACAUGAACUUGAUGAGAUUUUGGGAUCACUAGCUGGAUACAUGCCAACCAAUUCUCUAUGGUGUUUGGGUACAUUGGGUGGGACUGGUAUCUUUUGGGAUAGGGCAUUAGAAAGACAUCGGUUAUGCAGUGCGCGUUAAGACCGAUGCGAUUCGGAGUUUAAAGGGUGGUAUUGGAUUACGGCCACCGCGCCUCACUUACAUACUCAAGUUAGAGUACAGCAUUCUUAUAAUAU
Messenger RNA from Botrytis porri, 1861 nucleotides. RefSeq lists its product as uncharacterized. The record is from RefSeq and is a predicted model, not a curated record. The coding region runs from base 727 to 1659 and encodes 310 amino acids. The transcript is spliced from 4 exons. Gene Ontology annotation, molecular function: inositol diphosphate tetrakisphosphate diphosphatase activity; phosphatase activity. Gene Ontology annotation, cellular component: cytoplasm. Gene Ontology annotation, biological process: protein dephosphorylation. NCBI's taxonomy places the organism in Eukaryota, Fungi, Ascomycota, Leotiomycetes, Helotiales, Sclerotiniaceae.